GGGAUGGCCAGCUGCCCUGAGUCUGAGCCUGGACCAGCUCCUGCUGGGUCAGACUACAAAGAGGGGACCAUUAAAAAUGUUUUCGAGUUUUUGACAAAUCAUUACGCUCCGGCGUUCCUAAGAUCGGGCUCGUUCACCCAGGGUCAGAACGUCACUAAACACACCUCUGAAAAUGGACUCAGGAAAAGAUAAGGCCUGAGAGCAAAAAGGACUAAGUGUUUGAGAUAUGAGAGAGUAGACGGAAACAGAAACAGGGCUGUCAGAGGAGGGAGGACUUUGUGUUUGUGUGGCCCACAGUGUUACUGCCAUGGUCACAUCAAAGACGCACAUACAUGGUCCCACAGAGACACAUGCAGCCAGGCCAGCUACGGAGGUAGUGCAAACACACACAGAGACACACAGAUCAACACACAGAGACACCCAGUGGGGUUCAGUCGAGCCUGGGAAAAAUGAGUCCACUACCAAAUAAGUAACGGCGGCGGGAAAGUGUGUGAUGGAGCCAGAGCCACUUAGUGCUCACUGGGGAUGAGACAAAGUUUGACAGAGACUGAGAGAAACACAGUUAAAGACAGAGAGCUGGAAACUCAAGACAGAUAAACAAGGGUGAGAAGAAACCAUUGAUAAAGGUUUGUUAAUGAAGCAGGACGGGUUUAAGUCACCAAUGGUGAUAUUAGCAUUGAUGGUAGUAGGAAUGUGUAUUUUCGUAUUUUUAAUGGUCCACUAGCAUAAUCCAAUUUUUUUUUCAUAGUAUUCUUAUAUUUCAUCCAAUGAAAAUUGAUGCAAAUCCUCCAGUUCUUUUGCCCAUGUGUGUUCAAAAAGGUCAUGAGAAAUGACGUACUUGACAGCAGGGAUUUGGACAAAGAUCUCAACAACAUCCUGAGUACGACAGAAAACCAGAAUGAGGAGGGAGUGACAGAUGAACGUUGGGUUGUGGAGGAGGAUAAGGAUAGAAGGAGAAAUAAAUACUGUCUCGGUGAAUGUAGGAAGAGCAGGAAAAGAGAAGGAGGAGCUGUGGUCACCCAAAACUGGACACUGAGAAUGAGAGGAAGUAAAGUGAAGACAGAGGGGACAACUUUGAUCGCAUGGAGGAAGUUGAGAUCUUAACUUCACGGACCCGACUGGGAACUAUUCUCACUGCAACAUCAAAGGGUCAAAAAUAAUCAUUUCAGUGGAACAGCUGAAAAGCCUGAGAAAGGCUGGCAGUCUGAGAAAUGUCAAUUCAGAAAAUGAUGUUAUCGCUGCGCAGCACGAGAGAGGAGGGGCUUUGAUCACGCAACUGGAGCCUGUAAGGGGUCCAGGACUUUGUCAUCAUCUCAGGCACGCUGUUACUUUGACAAAGCAGGCACACUGUGGACUCUGGUGCACAUGUGCUGUCUGCUGCAGAUCCACAGUAACUUUCUAAUGGGACAGCAGAGGAACAUCUUUCACUUUUACACACCAUUUUGAGAUUUUCUCCGAGUCUUGGAGGAAGUGUUUCAAACAGCUACAGAUUUCUUUUACUGCUCUAUUAGGACUCUGCUCUAAAGAAAUUACAUUUUUGUUUUUGGACCAACUUGCACGGGAACUCAAUGUGCUCUGAUACUACAUUAUUCCCAGGAUAUUAGUAGACUUUACUACAGUAUUAAGGACUACAAAAACUGUAUAUUGUUUUCUUUGGACGUUCGGAUACUUAACAGUCCAUUGACUUUUGUGAGCUGCACCAUAGUCCUGCAUGGAUAUGGUUUGCUUCUGCUGAGAGUGUGUGAUCAUGUUGGAGAGAACUCACCGCCAUUACUCAUAAUGUUCAGAGCAGUUUGUAUUUUGUUCUCUGACCAGAGUACGUGCCACUAAAGUUAAGCAUGUUUGGCAUAAUUGUCAUCUGAGACCAAGCAUCACUUCAUUCACUUCUACUAUUGGAAUUUCUCACUAUAAACACUGAGAUUUACUGCUACUGAAACACCAGUCUGGGAGGAUGCCAUCAUAUUAGCUGCACUCUGUUCCUUACUGUUGGUCAGAUCUUUUCUAUUUAAUUCUUCAGAGUCACUGCCGUACCUGCAGUAGGACAGUGAACUACAUCUACUAAAUCAAGAUCCUUUUACGUGCCGUUACCCUUCUUUACCCAUGAGGAAAAACCGAAUUAAGUUUCACCUAAUUAAGUUACAACUUUAUUGGAUGUUUUGCCUGAUAACAACAACAAGAGCUGCAAUUAAAGGAAUAAUCAAGGCACAAAUUAACGAAAGAAAAGCUUCUGGACUGCAGAACUACUGAGUGAGGACCAGCACCAUGUUGAGACGCCUGUUUCAGAGAAAACCUAAACAUGAGAGGCUGCAGGAGGAACCUGAGGUCAGAUAUAAAGGCUUGCUGGUGUCAGAGAAGGACCUGGGAUACACCUUUGUCCGGCCUGGAGGCUCUGACUACUCUCUGCCUCCCCACCUGCCUCAGCCUCCCCCCCCUGACCUGACAAUAGAGCACGUUGGAGGCAGCAGCCGUGGCAACCAUGGUGUCGGCGUGGUGGGCCUGGCUCCGGAGCACAUCCCCACACCGGGGGCAGCCCUGAGCUGGCAGGCAGCCAUCGAUGCUGCGCGGCAGGCAAAGAUGAUGGGGAACGCGGCUUCAGGUGGAGGGGCGGGGCUUGGAUCGGGAGGCGGCGGGCCCAUCUCCACGGCCAGCUCGACGCAGAGGAAGCGACAGCACUAUAGCUCCAAGCCCAAAAAACAGAACACAACGACGGCCACCAGGCCGCCUCGAGCGUUGCUCUGUCUCACGCUCAAGAACCCCAUCCGCAGGGCGUGCAUCAGCAUCGUGGAGUGGAAACCAUUUGAGAUCAUCAUCCUGAUGACCAUUUUCGCCAACUGUGUGGCCUUAGCCGUCUACAUCCCUUUCCCCGAGGAUGACUCCAAUGCUACCAACUCCAACCUGGAGCGUGUGGAGUACCUGUUCCUCAUCAUUUUCACAGUGGAGGCGUUCCUGAAGGUAAUAGCCUACGGCCUGCUCUUCCACCCAAACGCCUACCUGAGGAACGGCUGGAAUCUGCUGGACUUCAUCAUCGUGGUCGUGGGGUUAUUCAGCGCAAUCUUGGAGCAGGCCACGAAAGGGGACGGCGCCACUCCUAUUGGAGGGAAGGCAGCAGGCUUCGAUGUCAAGGCUCUGAGGGCCUUCAGAGUACUCCGACCCCUCAGGCUGGUGUCAGGAGUACCAAGUUUACAGGUUGUGUUAAACUCCAUAAUUAAAGCCAUGGUUCCCUUGCUCCACAUCGCCCUCCUGGUCCUUUUUGUCAUCAUCAUCUAUGCCAUCAUCGGCCUGGAGCUAUUUAUGGGCAAGAUGCACAAGACCUGCAUCCAUCAGCAUUCAGGAACGCCUGCAGAAGAAAAGCCGGCACCGUGUGCACCUGACAGCUCGUAUGGCCGCCACUGUACGCAGAAUGGAACACAGUGCAAGAUGGGAUGGGAGGGUCCGAACGAGGGCAUCACCAACUUUGACAACUUUGCAUUCGCCAUGUUGACAGUAUUCCAGUGUAUAACCAUGGAGGGCUGGACGGACGUGCUGUACUGGGUGAACGAUGCAGUAGAUUACAGGUGGCCCUGGAUCUAUUUUGUCACCUUAAUCAUCAUCGGAUCCUUCUUUGUGCUUAACUUGGUUCUGGGGGUCUUAAGCGGAGAGUUUUCCAAGGAAAGAGAGAAAGCCAAGGCACGCGGUGACUUCCAAAAACUCAGAGAAAAACAGCAGCUGGAGGAGGACCUUAAGGGCUAUUUAGACUGGAUCACUCAGGCUGAGGACAUUGACCCAGAGAAUGAAGAGGAAGGCCUGGAUGAUGACAAACCCAGAAACUUGAGCAUGCCAGCCAGUGAGAAUGAAUCAGUCAACACAGACAACGCCCCAGGGGCUGAUGUGGAGGGUGAGACCUGCUGCACCCGGCUGGCAAAUAGGAUCUCCAAAUCCAAGUUCAGCCGCUACUCUCGGAGGUGGAACAGGCUGUGCAGAAGAAAGUGCCGAGCAGCCGUCAAAUCUCAAGUUUUCUAUUGGCUGGUUAUCUUCCUAGUUUUCCUCAACACCCUCACCAUCGCCUCUGAACACCACAUGCAGGCUCAGUGGUUAACUGAUGUGCAAGACAUAGCUAACAAGGUGUUGCUUGCACUCUUCACCGGCGAGAUGCUGCUAAAGAUGUACAGUCUGGGCCUGCAGGCGUACUUUGUUUCGCUCUUUAACAGAUUUGACAGCUUCGUAGUGUGUGGAGGAAUCCUGGAGACCAUUCUGGUGGAAACCAAGAUCAUGUCUCCUCUGGGCAUCUCUGUGUUACGUUGCGUGCGCCUGCUGCGGAUAUUCAAAAUAACCAGAUACUGGAACUCUCUGUCCAACCUGGUGGCUUCUCUGCUCAACUCCGUCCGCUCCAUCGCUUCCCUGUUGCUCCUGCUCUUCCUCUUCAUCAUCAUCUUCUCCCUCCUUGGCAUGCAGCUCUUUGGAGGGAAAUUUAACUUUGACGAGACCAGACGCAGCACGUUCGACAACUUCCCUCAGUCUCUGCUCACCGUGUUUCAGAUCCUAACAGGAGAGGAUUGGAACUCCGUGAUGUACGAUGGCAUCAUGGCGUACGGCGGUCCGUCUUUUCCUGGCAUGUUGGUGUGCAUCUACUUCAUCAUCCUCUUCAUCUGCGGAAACUAUAUCCUACUAAACGUCUUCUUGGCCAUCGCUGUGGACAAUCUGGCAGAUGCUGAGAGUUUGACGUAAGAAAGAAAGAAAGUGAAUGAGAAACUGAUGGGAGAAGAGUUCUGCAGGCUCGCCAGUCCAGACAAGCGUCAACAAAACGAGAAGCCUCCUCUGGAGGAGGAGAAGAAGGAGAAAAUCGAGCUGAAGUCCAUCACCUCAGACGGAGAGACCAACACCAACACCAAGAUCAACAUGGAUGACUACUGUGCAGAUGAGAGCGAGGAAAAGAAUCCGUAUCCUGCCAACGAUUACAUAAGAGACGAUGACGAUGAUGGGCCAAAGAUGCCCGUGGGCCCGAGGCCACGGCCGCUCUCGGACAUUCACCUUAAAGAAAAAGCUAUUCCAAUGCCCGAGGCCCGAGCGUUCUUCGUCUUCAGCCACACCAACAAAUUCAGGGUUUUGUGCCAUAAGAUCGUCAACCACAACAUCUUCACCAACCUCAUCCUCUUCUUCAUCCUGCUCAGCAGCAUCAGUCUGGCAGCGGAGGACCCGGUCAAGUACGACUCCUCCAGGAACCAGAUCUUGGGCUAUGCAGACCACGUCUUCACUGGACUCUUCACCAUCGAGAUCAUUCUCAAGAUGACAGCCUAUGGAGCCUUCCUGCACAAAGGUUCAUUCUGUAGAAACUAUUUCAACAUUCUGGACCUGGUGGUGGUCAGUGUGUCCCUCAUCUCCUCUGGAAUACAGUCCAGUGCCAUUAACGUGGUGAAAAUCCUGCGAGUCCUGCGAGUGCUCAGACCACUGAGGGCUAUCAACAGAGCCAAAGGGCUAAAGCACGUGGUGCAGUGCGUCUUUGUGGCCAUCAGAACCAUCGGCAACAUCGUAGUCGUCACCACGUUGCUCCAGUUCAUGUUUGCAUGCAUCGGCGUGCAACUAUUUAAGGGCAAAUUCUUCAUCUGCACUGACAGCUCUAAACAGACUGAAGUUGAGUGCAGGGGUUCCUACAUCAUGUAUAAGGACGGAGACGUGGGGAAGCCUGCGAGAGCUCAAAGACACUGGGAGAACAGUGAAUUCAACUUUGACAACGUGCUGCAGGGCAUGAUGGCUCUGUUUGCUGUGUCGACGUUUGAGGGCUGGCCAGGGUUAUUGUACAGAGCCAUAGACUCCCACGCUGAGGACGUGGGUCCCAUUUACAACUACCGCGUGGUCAUCUCCAUCUUCUUCAUCAUCUACAUCAUCAUCAUCGCCUUCUUCAUGAUGAACAUCUUCGUUGGUUUCGUCAUCGUCACGUUCCAGGAGCAAGGAGAGCAAGAGUAUAAGAACUGUGAGCUGGACAAGAACCAGCGUCAGUGUGUGGAAUACGCUCUAAAGGCUCGUCCAUUGCGUCGCUACAUCCCCAAAAACCCAUACCAGUACAAGGUGUGGUACGUGGUCAACUCCACCUACUUUGAGUAUCUGAUGUUCACGCUCAUCCUCCUCAACACCAUCUGUCUGGCCAUGCAGCAUCAUGGACAGACAAAAAAUUUCAACGACGCCAUGAACAUCCUCAACAUGCUCUUCACUGGACUCUUCACUGUGGAGAUGAUCCUCAAACUGAUUGCCUUCAAACCAAGGGGUUACUUUAGUGAUCCCUGGAAUGUGUUUGAUUUCCUCAUCGUAAUUGGCAGCAUAAUAGACGUCAUUCUCAGUGAGAUCAACCAUUAUUUUGUUGAUGCAUGGAACACAUUUGAUGCCUUGAUAGUUGUGGGUAGCAUUGUUGACAUAGCAAUCACUGAGGUUAACAACUCUGAAGAGAACGCCAGGAUCUCCAUCACCUUCUUCCGGCUGUUCCGCGUGAUGAGGCUGGUGAAGCUGCUGUCUCGCGGGGAAGGGAUUCGGACCCUGCUGUGGACCUUCAUCAAAUCCUUCCAAGCUCUACCAUAUGUAGCUCUACUUAUAGUGAUGCUAUUCUUCAUAUACGCUGUCAUCGGCAUGCAGAUGUUUGGUAAGAUAGCGCUGCAGGACCACACGCAGAUCAACAGGAACAACAAUUUCCAGACCUUCCCUCAGGCGGUGCUGCUGCUCUUCAGAUGUGCAACAGGUGAAGCAUGGCAGGAGAUCAUGCUGGCGUGCUCGAACAAUCGACCGUGUGAGAAGGGCGCGACCAGUGAGAACAGCGCAUCCACGGAGGACUGCGGCAGCCAGUUUGCCAUCAUUUACUUUGUCAGCUUCUACAUGCUCUGUGCCUUUCUGAUCAUCAACCUGUUUGUGGCUGUCAUCAUGGACAACUUUGAUUACCUGACGCGUGACUGGUCGAUCCUGGGACCGCAUCAUCUGGAUGAGUUCAAGAGGAUCUGGGCCGAGUACGACCCAGAAGCUAAGGGGAGGAUAAAGCAUCUGGAUGUGGUGACUCUGCUGCGGAGAAUCCAGCCUCCCCUGGGUUUUGGAAAGCUUUGCCCCCACAGGGUGGCAUGCAAGCGGCUCGUGUCAAUGAACAUGCCUCUGAACAGUGAUGGAACAGUGAUGUUCAAUGCCACACUGUUUGCCCUGGUCAGAACUGCACUCAGGAUUAAGACAGAAGGUAACCUGGAGCAGGCCAAUGAGGAACUAAGGUCCAUAGUGAAGAAGAUAUGGAAGAGAACCAGCAUGAAACUCUUAGAUCAAGUAGUGCCCCCUGCUGGCGAUGAUGAAGUCACAGUUGGGAAGUUCUACGCCACCUUCCUCAUCCAGGAAUAUUUCCGCAAGUUUAAGAAAAGGAAAGAACAAGGUCUAGUGGCCAAGGUGCCUCCAAAAACUGCCCUCUCUCUGCAGGCGGGCCUGCGGACGUUGCAUGAUAUUGGUCCAGAGAUUCGGAGGGCCAUCUCUGGAGAUCUGAAUGUGGAGGAGGAGAUGGACAAAGGCCUGAAGGAGCCGAUGUCGGCUGCGUCUGAGGAUGAUAUCUUCAGGCGUUCUGGCGGGUUGUUCGGCAACCAUGUCAACUACUACAACCAGACUGAUGGCCGCGGGUCCUUCCCACAAUCUUUCACUACCCAGCGUCCCUUGCACAUCAGUCAAAAGGGCUCACCCUGUGAAGGUGAAAGCCCGUCCCAUGAGAAGCUCAUGGACUCCACCACCUUCACCCCUUCCUCUUAUUCCUCAUCGGGCUCCAAUGCCAACAUUAACAAUGCCAACAACACGGGCAUGGUCGGGGUCACGACCCAGGGCGUCAGUAGUCAAUUCCCGAGUCCUUCAAUCAGCACUGUUGACGGACACACGGGGCAACCGCUCACCCCCAUCCUGCUGCCAAGAUCUGCAUGGUGCUUUCCUCCAAAGAGCUCGGACUCAAGCGACAGUCGCCUGCCAAUCAUAAGACGAGGCGAGGAGUCGAUGGAGGAGACGUAUGAUGAGAGCUAUUUCGAUGACAGGGAGUACCACGAAGACGACCAUUCGCUGUCUUCUGACAUGCUGGUGUAUCAGGAUGAAACAUGUAAGCAGUUGACUCCCAUGGAGGACGCAGGAGAUGUAGAGGACAGAAGAGGAGGAGGAAGUUGGCAGUCUCCCAGGAGAGUCUUCUUCUGUCCUACUUCUCUGGGGAGAAGGUCAUCCUUCCACCUGGAGUGUCUCAGGAGACAGUCCAGGCCAGACGUCUCCCAGAAGACAGCUGUGCCCUUACACCUUGUACAUCAUCAGGCUCUGGCAGUGGCUGGUUUGAGCCCUCUAUUAAGGAGGAGUCACUCACCAACGCUCUUCAGCCGGCUGUGCUCUACGCCUCCAGCCAGUCCCACAGCCCAUAGCAGUGAUGCCUCCUACCAGCGAGUGCCCUCUUUGAGGCUAGAGGGCACAAACUCCCAUGAAAAGCUCAAUACCAGCCUGCCCUCUGUCAACUGUGGGCCCUGGUACAGUGACAAUAAUGGGAGCAGUCGAGGGCAUAGUCCCAUCCCCAGUGGCUCAGCGUCCAAUCAGAGACCACGGCCGGUGUCGCUAACGGUGCCCUCGCUACUGGGGAAAGACUCCAGCUCGCUGUCGCAUGGCAGUGCGGGAAGUCUAGUGGAGGCGGUGCUAAUAUCAGAGGGUUUGGGUCAGUUUGCUCAGGACCCGUCAUUCAUCGAGGCAACCAAGGCAGAGCUAGCCGAUGCCUGUGACAUGACCAUCGAGGAGAUGGAGCAAGCUGCCAACAACAUUCUCAACGGCAACGGCACCACCAAGAACUCCGUGUCUAGCACCUCCUCAAACUCACAGAACAGCCCAAAUGGCAACCCCACCUUCCACACAGCAGCAGCAGCAGCAUCAAUGCACAGGGACCGUGUCCUCAGCUCUAAUCCCAGCGAGGACAUGGGAGAGGCGGGAGGAAGCAGAAGCUCCAUCCAUGGACCGUCCUCUGUGGAGGAACGGCAAGAGCUGCUAGCCGAGGAGAAAGUACAAGAUGAGGAGGAAGAGGAGGAUGAGGAAGAUAAUGAGGAGCAGGAGGAGGUAGUGGUUAUAGGGAGGGAGGAGGCACUACACAGAAGCUCAGCUUUAAUGGGAGGUGCACGGCAGAGGAACAGCGGGCUGCUGGAGGACGAGGACAUGGAGUGCGUCACAAGUUUGUAGGAGUCUGCUCCGUGGGUUCAAUCAGCCAAUUGGCCCCUCUGACAUCAUCAGACACUGACACCGGUCAGUGCUAGGUCACAGCGCCGUGGCUGGCUCUGUCUGUCCCCGCCCUUAACACACUCACACACACAUACACGCACACCCUCCUCACACACACACACACACCGUCUGCCUCUCUGCCUGAUGUGAACUGCUCUGGACGAUGGCUGCCAGUGAACCUUGAACACCCGGUCACAACUUUGUUGGUUUCUAUGAGUUUGUAUGUGUGACAAUGUUUGUGAGUAAAGUGUACCACACUAUAUUCUAUAUUAUCUGACUGUAUGCUUGUAAGAGUGUGCGUGUGGUCAAAAGUUUUCUCUAUUUAUACGUGUAGAAGCGUCCUCACCACACAUGUUUGAGUGUGUCUCUAAAGUGCCUCACAGUUUUAUCACGUCCUCAAAGUGUGAUGAGCAGAAGAGUAGAGAAAAGACAGAGGAAAGGCAGGGAGGCGGCAACACAGACAGGAAGUCCUUUUAAGGAUUUCCAGCAGUCUACGACGUGUGUCUGAAGGUUUCAUUUUAACUAUGCCUACGUUGGUGUUGUGUUAUCCUUGUCUGUGGCAGCCAUGAAGCCUGGUAGGGGACAGCAGACCAGGUUGCAGGGGGUCAAGGGUUAAAGUUAAAGUCCUUCUUUUUUUUAACAGAUGAUAAAGAUGCGCUGUAUUGAGUCAGCCAGGGGCAAACACAGCCUCUUUUUGAAUUUCUCCCUCCUCUUCCAAAGCUAAGGAACCUUGGAGCACAGCCCUGCCAGCCUGGGAAUGGAUUAGUGACACCGCCACCCUCAACCAGGAGGGGGAAGGAUUUGAGGGACGGACCAACAGCCACAA
Messenger RNA from Cynoglossus semilaevis (tongue sole), 10036 nucleotides. RefSeq names its product calcium channel, voltage-dependent, L type, alpha 1C subunit (gene cacna1c). Gene Ontology annotation, biological process: calcium ion import across plasma membrane. Gene Ontology annotation, cellular component: voltage-gated calcium channel complex; membrane. NCBI's taxonomy places the organism in Eukaryota, Metazoa, Chordata, Actinopteri, Pleuronectiformes, Cynoglossidae. Gene Ontology annotation, molecular function: high voltage-gated calcium channel activity. The transcript has 52 exons. The record is from RefSeq and is a predicted model, not a curated record.